UUUAUGAAUUUAGAACUGAUAAUUAAAACGGUCGGUAAUCGGAAAACAUUUAUUUUUGAAGUGGUUGUUUGAAAGAUCUAGGUUAAUCUAUUGUAUAGUAUAGGCCAGAAAUUAAAAAAAAUACAAUGUCCCAGUUAUUCAAAUUCUUGAGUGCAAAUGAACUAAUGUCUCUAGAAACAAUAUGUAUUCAGAUCGUAAAAUAAAGACAUAUCCUCAAACCUGCCAUCUCUGCUCUUUAUUUUUGAUGAAGCUGUCAUGGACACAAUUCAAGAGAUGCAAAUUAUAAACAAUAAACAACAAAAAAAUUGUUCCUGAAAAUUGAAGAUAGUUUUAGCGAUAGAUAGUUUUUAGUUAGAUGGCGUUUGUUACCAACAACCUGUAAGUUUAUUGAGCAAAUGUUCAGAAACCUUCACCUUCGCACGCCGAAACACAUUUCUACGGUUACGAUCCCAUUUCAACAGUAACCAAUGUAGCUUUUGCCCCGAUAUGUGCAAUGAUGAGUUCCAUCACGUGCUGAUCCCUUCUCGUUCAGAGUCAAACCUAAAAACUGUCCUGCAGAAGUUAAACAGUCCCACUUCCCAGUGGAGCAGUUAUCCUACAUGCGACAAAUGUCACCAAGAAUUCAGAACCGUCCACAACAUUCCCGAGAGCUGCUUCCAAAUUUUGCCCAGCGUCAAACCGACUGAUGACAUCAAGAUGGAUCCAGAGUUAAUAAUUGAUGAUCACGACUUGUUGAAUAAUGACAACAUUUUUGAGAGAAACUCAACAGUAGAUUCUGCACCGAUUGAACCAAAAGAUGAAAUGCGAAUCAAGGGAGAAAACGGAGAGGUAUUCUUCAUCAACGAAAUGAACGAAGAAGACUACAAUAUAUCACUAAUUUCGGUUGCUAGAACAAAUACUCAAAGUAAAGGUGAUCUGGAUGCUUCACAGAUAGAAGUUCACUCAUCUUCGGUACGGCAUAAAUGUAAGGAAGACUCCACGGAUGAAAGUUUGACGAAGGACCAUACACAGUCACACACGGGUGAACGUCCCUAUCCUUGUCCACAUUGUGCGAAAACAUUCAAGCGACCUGCAACGCUCGAGCAGCACGUUCGAACUCAUACUGGUGAACGUCCCUAUUCUUGUCCACAGUGUCCGAAAGCGUUUGGACAACGUACAACGCUUCAACUGCACAUUCGAACUCAUACGGAUGAACGCCCUUAUUCUUGUUCACAUUGUUCGAAAACAUAUAGGACACACUCAACACUCAAACAGCACAUUCGAACUCACACGGGCGAACGUCCUUAUACUUGUUCACAUUGUCCAAAAGCGUUUGGACAACGAACAACGCUCCAACUGCACAUUCGAACUCAUACGGAUGAUGGCUCAUACUCUUGUCCACAUUGUCCGAAAACGUUCCAAAAGCGUAAAACGCUUUCACUGCACUUUCGAGCUCAUACGGGUGACCGUCCCUACUCUUGUCCACAUUGUCCGAGAGCAUUCAAGCAACCUACAUCGCUCAAACAGCACGUUCGAACUCAUGCAGAAGAACGUCCAUUUUCUUGUCCACACUGUCCGAAAGCGUUCAAGAAGCGUAAACUGCUCUUAAAGCACAUUAAAACUCAUGCGGAUUCGUUGCAAACGACGAAACAGUGAUUUGAAUGCUUAAAUGUGAGAAAGGUUUCGCGCACGAUGGUUUGAUGAAAGACCACAUAGGAUUACACACGGGAGAGAACCCGUUUAGAUGUGAAAAAUGGGGAAAAAUAUUUGGUUCAAAUAAAAACAUAAACCUCACGUUUUGACUUAUACGGAUUAGUGAAAACGAGCUCUAUUCCAUGAACAUCUUAGCAGGAUCAUUUCUUUGAUCAGCUUUGAGUGAGUUGGGCCCCUAUUUUUCCCCACGGUUACAUCAUCUUCGUAGAAAAAUCAUCAAGGUUCCCGAUAUCAGCUCGAAGCAGUAAAUUUAUUGGUUUAAUUUAAUAUAAUAGGGUAAUUCAACUUCUAAUCUGUAAGUAGGUUUUUCAAAU
Messenger RNA from Toxorhynchites rutilus septentrionalis, 2006 nucleotides. RefSeq names its product zinc finger protein 501-like. Gene Ontology annotation, biological process: regulation of transcription by RNA polymerase II. The coding region runs from base 487 to 1635 and encodes 382 amino acids. Gene Ontology annotation, molecular function: RNA polymerase II cis-regulatory region sequence-specific DNA binding; DNA-binding transcription factor activity. Lineage: Eukaryota; Metazoa; Arthropoda; Insecta; Diptera; Culicidae. The record is from RefSeq and is a predicted model, not a curated record. The transcript has 10 exons.